CUAGGGGCACCCACAGCCAGAGGGAGCCCAGACUGGGCAAGAAACAGGAUCUCAGCCAGACUGAACAGCACACAUCAUCAAGAGAAAGAAGUCUCUAUUUUCUUACCUUUUAACCCAGAGAAGAUGCCAUGUGAGGGCUGCACGGAGUGGGACAACAUGAGCACUGGUGCAGCCAUGGAGUUCCUCCUGCUCGGCUUCUCCGAGCUGCUCCAUCUGCGGGUCCUGCUCUUCCUUACCUUUCUCACUGUCCAUUUGGUCACACUGGCAGGGAAUAUGAUGAUCUUCAUGGCGGUGGUGAUGGAGCCCUCACGCCCCCCCAUGCUUUUCUUCCCCGGCCAACUCUCUGCCGUGGAGCUCUGCUACACUUUAGUCAUCGCGCCCAAGGCGCUGCUCAGCCUGGCGGCGGGCGGCAGCGCCAUCUCCGCGCUGGGCUGUGCCGCACAGAUGCAGCUCUUCGUGGCCCUCGGCGGGGCCGAGUGCUUCCUGCUGGCAGCCAUGUCCUACGACCGCUACGUGGCCGUGUGCCAGCCCCUGCGCUACGCGGCCCUGAUGGGCGAGGGGCUGUGCCUCCGCCUGGCUCUGGCCUGCGCCCUGGGAGGCUUUGCCGUCGCCCUGGGCCUGACGGUGGCUGUGUUCCGCCUGCCUUUCUGUCAGCCCCGCCGCAUCGAGCACUUCUUCUGCGAUGUGCCUGCCGUGCUGCGCCUGGCCUGCGCGCAGGGCUACGCCGCCCAGCUGCCCGCGCUGGCGGCCUGCGUGCUCCUGCUGCUGCUCCCCUUCCUGCUAAUCCUGGCCUCGUACCUCUGCAUUGCUGUGGCUUUGUUAGGCGUCGCCUCCCCUGCGGGAAGGGGCAAGGCCUUUUCCACCUGCAUUUCACACCUGGCCGUCACCUUACUGCAUUACGGCUGUGCCACCUUCAUCUACAUUCGUCCCACGUCCAGUUACUCACCGGCUCGGGACAAGGUGGUGUCUCUGGUCUACACCAACAUUACUCCUUUAAUGUAUCCCCUCAUUUAUAGCCUGAGGAACAAGGAAAUCAGAGGGAUCCUCAGGAAAAUGCUGAGGAGGAAGAAAAUAGGUGAACUGGGAUACUAUAGGAGUUGUGAUGCAUGUGUAUGUGGAAGCAACCAGGAACAGAGGACAAAAACUAAUCAGGAGACCAAAGUGGAGCUGAAGAAUGAGGUGAAGCUCCUGCCAGCUGAUGGGAAGUCUGUGACCAGCCCCUUAGAACAGGUAAAGGCAGUAAGGCUUCUCCACCCACUCGCCUUGAUCUUUCAUCACCACCGUGGGCCAGGCUUGUGCAACGUGCGCGCCGCGCUCGGGAGGCUGCGGGAGAGGCCCAUGCGCUGCCCGCAGCAGCCCGGGCACGGAGGCCGGAGCCGGCGGGGGCUGCGAGCCGGGCCCCCUCUCCGGCCAGCCCGGGGCUGA
This is a messenger RNA of Onychostruthus taczanowskii (white-rumped snowfinch), 1425 nucleotides long. Its product is annotated as olfactory receptor 10AC1-like. The record is from RefSeq and is a predicted model, not a curated record. Gene Ontology annotation, biological process: G protein-coupled receptor signaling pathway. The transcript has 4 exons. Gene Ontology annotation, cellular component: membrane. NCBI's taxonomy places the organism in Eukaryota, Metazoa, Chordata, Aves, Passeriformes, Passeridae. The coding region runs from base 124 to 1425 and encodes 433 amino acids. Gene Ontology annotation, molecular function: olfactory receptor activity; G protein-coupled receptor activity.